Messenger RNA from Cloeon dipterum, 999 nucleotides. RefSeq lists its product as uncharacterized. The record is from RefSeq and is a predicted model, not a curated record. Lineage: Eukaryota; Metazoa; Arthropoda; Insecta; Ephemeroptera; Baetidae. Gene Ontology annotation, molecular function: odorant binding. The transcript has 8 exons. The coding region runs from base 67 to 960 and encodes 297 amino acids.
UACGUCACUGGAUGGCAGGAAUAAAAUGCCCCGAUCGAAGCACAACUUCACUCAAACGAGAGCAUCAUGCUGAAGUUUGCAGUGAUUUUCUGUCUGAUAGUGGCAGUCGCCGUUCAGGCGGAGCCGAAGAAAAAGGAAAAAGAAGGAAAGAGCAGAGGAGGAGGCCCACCUGAAGGGGGACCUGAAGGCAAACAAAAGAUGGAAGCCAUGAGGAAAGCUUUCGAUGCUGAACCCCGUGCCUGCAACCCUAUGUUCUUGAUCAAUGCAAAGGACUGCGCCAACGUCCCGGUCGUUUUCUCGAAAGAGGUGUUCGGCAAGUGUGGAGGUCAUGGAAAAAAGGACAGACGUCGCAAAACCAGAGAUGCUGGUACCAAUGGUGGUCCUGGAAGCAGCGAGGAAGGUAAAGAUCGCGGAAAAGGACACAGUCCAUUGUGCGUUGCUGAGUGCGCUCUCAACAGUACCAAUCACCUCGACUCUGACGGAAACAUCAAUCUUGCGGCCGUCAAAGCUAGCUAUGCCCAGCAGACAGCCAACUCGCCUGAAUGGGCCAAAAUUGCAGAGGACGCCAUCACAGCUUGCAUGGACAAUGUAACGAAUCAACCACCUAUUUACGCCGACUCAAGCGCAAGCAACACUGACAAGUGCAGUGACAAGCCUAUUCGUUUCAUCACUUGCAUCCAGAGGCAGUUUGUCCUGAAUGCUCCACCAGGCGAGCAGGUAGCUACUACUCCAUCAAGCCAGCCAAAACUAGGACCACCACUGCCGACCUGCGAAGAGAGGAAGACAAAACUGCAAAAUUGCGACCCGAACUUCAUCAUCCAGUUGCCUAAGGGAAAGAACGGCAAGCUGGAGCAAGGUGGAAAUGGUGUAAAUGGUAGAAUGAAGAAACGCGGCAGUAAAAGGACAAAUCCAGGAGGCAAAAGGAGGAAAUCAGAAUCCAAACAAAUCCCAAAUGUUUGAACAUUAGCCUAAUAAAGCAAUGGGCUAUUCACAGAUAAA